Oncorhynchus keta (chum salmon) is the source of this 2045-nucleotide messenger RNA. RefSeq lists its product as uncharacterized. NCBI's taxonomy places the organism in Eukaryota, Metazoa, Chordata, Actinopteri, Salmoniformes, Salmonidae. The transcript has 3 exons. The record is from RefSeq and is a predicted model, not a curated record. The coding region runs from base 1 to 1539 and encodes 512 amino acids.
AUGGUUGUCCUUCUGGAUGUGUUCUCCCGUCUCCAUAGAGGAUCUCUGGAGCUCUUCUCUCCCUCUCUUCUCUCCUUCUCCUCCUCGUCUCCUUUCCCCCCUCUCAUCCAGGUCUCUCCCUCUCUUCUCUCCUUCUCCUCCUCGUCUCCUUUCCCCCCUCUCAUCCAGGUCUCUCCCUCUCUUCUCUCCUUCUCCUCCUCGUCUCCUUUCCCCCCUCUCAUCCAGGUCUCUCCCUCUCUUCUCUCCUUCUCCUCCUCGUCUCCUUUCCCCCCUCUCAUCCAGGUCUCUCCCUCUCUUCUCUCCUUCUCCUCCUCGUCUCCUUUCCCCCCUCUCAUCCAGGUCUCUCCCUCUCUUCUCUCCUUCUCCUCCUCGUCUCCUUUCCCCCCUCUCAUCCAGGUCUCUCCCUCUCUUCUCUCCUUCUCCUCUUCGCCCCCCCCCUUCAUCCAAGUCUCUCCCUCUCUUCUCUCCUUCUCCUCCUCAUCUCCCUCCCUCUCUCCCCUGUCUGUCCCCUUCUCUCCCCUGUCUGUCCCCCUCUCUCCCCUGUCUGUCCCCCUCUCUCCCCUGUCUGUCCCUUUCUCUCCCCUGUCUGUCCCCCUCUCUCCCCUGUCUGUCCCUUUCUCUCCCCUGUCUGUCCCUUUCUCUCCCCUGUCUGUCCCGCUCUCUCCUGUCCCUCUGUUUCCUGUCCCUCUCUCCCUGUCUGUCCCUCUGUUUCCUGUCCCUCUGUUUCCUGUCCCUCUCUUUCCUCUCUGCCCCUCUCACCCUGUCCGUCUCUCCCUGUCUGUCCCUCUCUCCCUGUCUGUCCCGCUCUCACCCUGUCCCUCUCCCUGUCUGUCCCUCUCUCACCCUGUCUCCCUCUCCCUGUCUGUCCCUCUCUCCCUGUCUGUCCCUCUCUUUCCUCUCUGCCCCUCUCACCCUGUCCCUCUCUCCCUGUCUGUCCCUCCCUGUCUGUCCCUCUCUCGCUCUGUCCCUCUCUCGCUCUGUCCCUCUCUCCCUGUCUGUCCCUCUCUCCCUGUCUGUCCCUCUCUUUCCUGCCCCUCUGUUUCCUGUCCCUCUGUUCCUGUCCCUCUGUUUCCUGACCCUCUCUUUCCUCUCUGCCCCUCUCUUUCCUGUCCCUCUCUUUCCUGUCCCUCUCUUUCCUCUCUGCCCCUCUCACCCUGUCCCUCUCUCCCUGUCUGUCCCUCUCUCCCUGUCUGUCCGUCUCUCCCUGUAUGUCCCUCUCUCCCUGUCUGUCCCUCUCUCCCUGUCUGUCCCUCUCUGUCCCUCUCUCCCUGUCUGUCCCUCUCUCCCUGUCUGUCCCUCUCUUCCUGUCUGCCCCUCUGUUUCCUGUUCCUCUGUUUCCUGUCUCUUUCUUUCCUCUCUGCCCCUCUCACCCUGUCCCUCUCUCCUGUCCCUCUGUUUCCUGUCCCUCUCUUUCCUCUCUGCCCCUCUCACCCUGUCCCUCUCUCCUGUCCCUCUGUUUCCUGCCCCUCUCACCCUGCCCCUCUCAGCCUGCCCCUCUCACCCUGUCCCUCUCUCCUGUCUAGGUCUAACCCCAAUUAGUCGACUGGUAGAUUGUUUGGUUGUUAGGUGGUUGGUCGACCGAGAUUUGUUUUAGUAAAGCAGUAACACAUAUAUAUAUUUGUGCCCAUCUGAGUGAACUUAUUAAUUGCAGAGGCCUAAAAGCCAAUUCAUGCUUGAUCUGAAAAUGUGGUCGGAGGCUCCAUAUGAAGGGUGUGAUGCAAUUGCGGAGCUUCCAGAGGCUCAAAUGAUGUAAAUGCAGAGUGUAGUGGCUUCCUUUCGUCUUUACCAUAGCCACUGCCCAAGCCUGAAGCGGGGUUGUUUGGUACGCAUACAGUCCACACUCAAGGUUUCCAAACGGCCAAACAUUCCAUGACAUCCAGGGAUAUGGUGCAACAAAAAUGUUUAUUCUUCUUAUAUCUAACAAAUAAAUGAUUCUCCAAUCAACUUAAAGCACAAAAUACUUGAUAUGGAAAAUACAUAUUAUGGUAUGUCUGUAUGUCUGUAUGUCUGUAUGGUCAAAAAACUAUACCGCUCCCGCAUCUAGC